AAUGAGCAAACACAAAUUGGAACGCAGUGCAGAAAAUUGGGCAUGAUUAUUGAGCAGAAUUUUUUUAAAAUAAAAACACAUCAAACUUUUAGGAUAAGAACUUCGGAAGAACAUGCAAAAAGGAGUCGAACGCAUUGAUUGGAAUUAUUUUGUGUAACUUUUACACGGGAAUGUGGAAUGCUGACAUAUAAAUAAACGGCAUAUAACGUUAAUUACUGUUACUCGAUUCCAGCUAACCAGUACAUAUCUUGUUGUUACGCAAGCCUAGCAACAAAAAAAAUAGAAUUGUCAAUAACAUGACAUCAUGUGAUGACACAACAAAGAGGAGAAUUAAAAAGACGUAAUGGACAUUUUAUUUCUCAGUUUGUUAACUUUUAUUGUGGUGCACUAUGAAAGCUCUGUGGUCGACUGUAGAAAGUCCUCUAGUGAGCUGUGCUUUCCAAUCAUCGGAGACAUUGGUGGCGUUCCACACCCUCCGUACCAGACGCCUUCGCAAAAAAAAGUUGCAAAUCUUCUCGGAAAGGUAACAGCAAAGUUGAAUUGCAAAUUCAUUGUUGGAGUCGGUGAUAACUUUUAUUUUACUGGUGUUAAAAACGUGAACGAUCCUCGUUUUCUUUUAACAUUUGAACGCACUUACUCAGAUCCUUCACUGAAUAUACCUUGGUAUAUGAUUGCUGGGAACCAUGACCACGCGCAGAAUAUUUCCGCUCAAAUCGAAUACACCAAAGUAUCAACCCGUUGGAAAUAUCCAGAUUAUUAUUAUUCAGUUGUUUAUCCCAUCCCAGACUCCAACAAAACGGUGGAAAUUGUAAUGAUAGAUACAACCAUGUUAUGUUGGUAUAACAAAAAAAGCGGUUCUCCACCACCGGAGGUGCAAUAUAAAUGGAUAGAAAACAAAUUAAAAGAUUCAAGGGCAGAUUACUUGAUUGUUGCUGGACAUCAUCCUGUACUUUCUGCCGGUACCCAUGGAAACACACCAUGUUUAAUAGAAAAACUAAAACCGUUGUUUGAAAAAUAUGACGUAACUGCAUAUUUUAGUGGACACGACCAUAAUCUGCAGCAUAUCAAAGAAAAAGAUUCAUCUGUUCACUAUUUUAUCAGUGGGAGCGGUAACUUUGUUGACUCACGAAUGACCAGUAAAAAUAAACUUUCGCCUUCCUCACUCAAGUUUGAGCAUGGUUUGUUUGGAGGUUUUAUUUUAGCGCGUGUGAACAAGGAUUUUAUGGAAUUGCAUUACACAAACACUGAACCAAAGAAACUUUAUCAGCUUAAAAUUAAACCUAGAUUACGUAAAAACUUUAAAGAAUACUACGAAAAAAUCAACCCUGCUAAAAUAAAGUUUAAAAUGCCUUCGUUGACACAAAAGUUAGUUGGAAAUCCGUCUCAAGCUGUCGCUAAUACGCCACGUAAACCACCUUCAAUGUUUCAAUCGAACAUCGAUCACCAACUGAAAAAGGUACCAUUAUUAAGCUAUAAAUACACACAUAAACACUCAAACACUAAUAAUUCACAGAACACAAACAUUAACCGUACUAACAAGCAACAUAAAAAUAUAAAGAACACCAAACUAAAGAAAAACAUUACGGCGGAUUCCAACAAGUCUAACACGACGAAACUAAAUUACCGACAUUCAACGACUUUAUCACACGACAAUCAACCGACACUUUCAUAUACGAGAAGUUACUAUACGAGUUACCCAUACGCUAACGACGGCUCAUUGCAGAACAUACGCUCCUCAUAUACGUAUAAUCAACAGAGACAGUAUAAUCCCAACAUAUACAAUCCAUAUAGCAAUACAAUUCAACAGCAGUUAAGAACAGACACUACAUAUCAACAAACAUCACCACCACUCUUUCCUUUAACAAGCUAUACUUCUAAUUCUGACUUUUAUUACAAUAUGAUACAACCCAAAGGUAGUGAAAUUAACUAUUAUCCCAGAGUUUAUGCACCAACACGUUUCCAAGCUAAAAUAAAAAAGACGUAUUUAUAUAAAUCUCAGAAUGCAUUCUCGCAAUACCCACUGUUAGACAACCCAUCCGUGCUAUAUCACAAAUAUGUAGGAGAGAGUAGGAUGUACACAGAAAAAUCGAACUUAUCAAAUACUGUUUCAGCAAAUCUCUCUAAAAAUCCUGAAAAUGAUCUUCAAAAUCCUCUUAAAUUGUUAUCUGACUUUUAUGCCGUGCAAGGCGACUCGAAAAAGAAAAUUGACUCUGCGCAACGACUAUGGACCUUUUUAAGAUCAAACACUGCAAAAAACUCCUCAUAAAUCCAUACAUAAAAUACAUGAUGUGAAGCAUAACGCAAGAAAAUUUUCUGGUCGACCUGGAUUCUUGGUAGCCAUAUUAAGUCUGUAAAAAAUGAAGAUAAAGGCUUAUCACUGCAACACAUGGUUCCAGUAACAUAGACAAGUAAAAGAUGCAAACAGAUGGGAAUGAGUACUGACCAAACCAUUGUGCACAGAAGACGCUUCAGUACACGUUGAUUGCCAUAUCAUAGAUAAAAUAUGGUAGACUUUGCUUUUUCCUGGUUUGCUGGCAUAUUUUUAAGUAAAACCAAAUUGUAUUUUUUAGGUAAAAUGUA
Hydractinia symbiolongicarpus is the source of this 2580-nucleotide messenger RNA. RefSeq names its product tartrate-resistant acid phosphatase type 5-like. The transcript is spliced from 8 exons. Gene Ontology annotation, molecular function: acid phosphatase activity; ferrous iron binding; ferric iron binding. The record is from RefSeq and is a predicted model, not a curated record. Bases 344 to 2266 code for a protein of 640 amino acids. NCBI's taxonomy places the organism in Eukaryota, Metazoa, Cnidaria, Hydrozoa, Anthoathecata, Hydractiniidae.